Messenger RNA from Varroa destructor (honeybee mite), 5109 nucleotides. It is a transcript of the gene amon, whose product is annotated as prohormone processing protease amontillado. Gene Ontology annotation, cellular component: membrane; neuron projection. NCBI's taxonomy places the organism in Eukaryota, Metazoa, Arthropoda, Arachnida, Mesostigmata, Varroidae. Gene Ontology annotation, biological process: peptide hormone processing. The record is from RefSeq and is a predicted model, not a curated record. Gene Ontology annotation, molecular function: serine-type endopeptidase activity.
CGGAAUAGGAUAAGACACAUCGCGCUCGGUUUGUCGGUGUCUCGCUGAGUUUUCGGCUGCCUGUGCCAUAUGUUAGCAGACGACGUGCACGUGCGUCACUUCCCGCUGCGCGCGCAUACUGAGCACUGCUGCGAGGGGUUUUUUCUAGACACUUUUAUGGGUACGGAGGGCCGGAGACGACGUACAGUGGUAGCCGUGCAUGUGUGCGUUCUGUGUUAAGUCUCGCUGGCAGUUGGCGCUGUAUCUGUCGGUUAAGCGCGUGCGUGCGUGCGAUUUGGCCGUGUGCCUGUUUUAGGAUGUUGGCGACCGUCCGCUGCCGAGUUCGGAGUGUGUCACUUGGUUAGCUCGCCUGAUGGUUGGUUGACUGCUUCAGCGAAUCGGAGAAAGACGAAGACGACAGAGUACGCUUGCGCUGCAGCAGCACUGUGCGCUCCCGAAUGCUGUUGGGGCCGGAUCGAUUCCAAAUCGGAGUAGUUGGGUGAGGGGUACUUUUGGUCACCACCAGCGACGACAGCAACCCAUUAAACGACGACCACCACGCGACGCGCCUGAUCUGCUGAUUGCUGUGGACUGCGUCGCUGUUGGCAAGCACGAAGGACAAAGGACAGCAGGCCGUUCAGUAAGCAAAACUGAUUGGCAGUAGAAGUACAGCGCGGUGGGCUGCUGGCAGACGAGGUUAAUACCAUUAGUUGGCUAUAACAGAACUGAUUGGUGUGUGGUUGCCGCCAACACUUUCCAAUAAAGAAAAUUAACGCAGCUACCAUCAUACCCAUUCCCAUUGUCAUUGCGGGUCGCCAUCGAGGCCAAAAACAUAACCGCUAGUCGAAGAUCCCAAAGGCGUUUGGAGAUAGAUCCCAACAAAACAGCUAACAGCCUGUUUCAUAUACGGAAAGCAAGCUGCCUCAACACAAGCAGAAUAAACAUCAGCCCCUGAAACAGCGGCAACGAGAAAAUCAGCAGUUAUCACAGCAGCGCUUUUCAGCCGCUGCAAUACCAUUAGUUAACCAUUGACGUCGUACGUUGAUUUGCGCUGUCGUCACCGAAGCAAUAGGAAGUUAUAACAGACGGUAGAAACAACCGUGCUACAGGCGAAGUCAACCAAAAUCCUUGGACGACAGCACUUUGUGAUGGUAGCAAUGCGCCAGUUCUGGUGUUAUCAGAUUAUUGCCAGCAUGGUGUAUCCUGCUCUGUAGUGAACAUUGGACUUGGCUGUAGUAAUACUGAAGUGCUGUUGGUGUCUAGGUAGCUAUAUAGAGCAGCAGCAUCGGGUUGGUAACGAUUCCGCGUCCUGUCACGCGGCGUCAGCUCGAGCGCUUGCCGCCGCCGCGUGAUGCAAGUCGUUGUCCAAAAAUCUGCUGCGGGGCUAAUAUCCCUGAUGGCAGUAGCGGUCGUCGUGAUCGGCCUUGUCUCCGAAUCGGCCGUUGAAUGUUCACCGCACAACGAGGUGUUUACCAACUCAUUUCUCGUGCGCUUUCGCCGUGACAUGACCCGGAAGGAGGCAUCCAGCGUAGCAAAUGUGCAUGGUUUCGUAAAUCUCGGUCCGGUGGUUGGUUCAGCUCGAGAGUACCAUUUUAUGCACCGGUCCAUACCUCAUGCCCGUGCUCGACGAAGUGUUGGCCAUAUGAGGUCUCUCAAAACACAUCCCGACGUGCAACACGCCAUCCAGCAAGCGGGGUUCCAUCGAACAAAACGAGGUUAUAAUAGACUGCGGCUAGCCGUCCUUGAACAAAUUCAACAACAAUACCAGAACGAACCCACUGACCCAUAUUUUCCCUUUCAGUGGUACCUAAAAAACGUCGGUCAGAAUGGUGGUAAACCCCGCCUCGAUUUGAACGUGGAAGCGGCCUGGGCACAAGGUUUCACCGGUAAAAACGUAACAACAGCGAUUAUGGACGACGGAGUCGAUUAUAUGCAUCCGGACCUCAGAGACAAUUACAAUGCGCGUGCCUCGUACGAUUUCUCUGGGAACGAUCCGUUCCCUUACCCCCGCUAUACAGAUGACUGGUUCAAUUCGCACGGCACCCGAUGUGCUGGCGAAGUGGCCGCUAAACGGGAUAACGGUGUUUGCGGUGUCGGAGUUGCUUAUAAUUCGAAGGUGGCUGGCAUUCGAAUGUUGGACCAACCAUACAUGACUGAUCUCAUCGAAGCCAACUCGAUGGGUCACGAGCCCCACCUGAUUGACAUUUACUCGGCGUCUUGGGGCCCUACCGACGAUGGCAAGACUGUAGACGGACCGCGCAAUGCUACCAUGCGCGCAAUUGUCCGAGGCGUUAAUGAAGGACGUCGUGGUCUGGGCAACAUCUACGUGUGGGCUUCCGGAGACGGUGGCGAGGAAGACGACUGCAACUGCGACGGAUACGCGGCCUCGAUGUGGACAGUCAGUAUUAACUCGGCUAUUAACAAUGGAGAAAAUGCUCAUUAUGAUGAGAGUUGUUCAUCGACUCUUGCAUCGACGUUCUCCAAUGGCGCGAAAGAUCCUCAUACCGGAGUGGCGACGACAGAUCUCUAUGGGAAGUGCACAAAAACUCAUUCUGGAACAUCAGCUGCCGCUCCUGAGGCUGCCGGUGUUUUCGCCUUGGCCCUUGAGGCAAAUCCUCAGUUGACUUGGCGCGACGUCCAACAUCUGACAGUCCUUACGUCCAAGCGGAAUUCUCUGUACGAUGCUAAGAAGCGAUUCCACUGGAAAAUGAACGGUGUCGGCCUAGAAUUCAACCAUUUGUUUGGCUAUGGGGUCAUGGAUGCAGGAGCAAUGGUAGCAUUGGCAACUGAGUGGAAGACCGUACCGCCGAGAUACCAUUGCGAAGCCGGGGCUGUUCGCACACCCAGGCGCUUCACGGAGGGCUCCUCUGCCACCAUAAAAAUUGAGACCACCGCAUGUGCCGGCAAGGAGACCGAAGUGAAUUACAUAGAGCACGUACAGGCUGUUCUCAGUCUAAACGCAACUCGACGGGGAGAGGUUACCCUCUAUUUGGUGUCGCCAUCAGGCACUCGGUCGAUGAUUUUGAGCCGUCGACCCCACGACGACGACCACAGAGACGGUUUUACGAAGUGGCCGUUUAUGACAACACAUACUUGGGGCGAAAACCCGAAGGGGCGUUGGCAGCUAGAAGCGCAUAUUGGCGCUCAGGAAGGCGAUACAAAACAGACAAAGCAAGAGAAACCAAGUGUUGCAAAAAACCUCGAAGGAUUUGUGCUUGAAUGGACGCUCAUGGUGCAUGGCACAAAAGACCCUCCAUACAAGGAUCUGCCGAUCCAGGAUGAGAACAGCAAACUUGCCAUCGUCAAGAAGGCUCAUGAGGAUUACCUUAAGAAAAAGAAGCAUUAAGCGAAUUUCGCCUUGUGGACAACUUCUUUAAGUUAAGCUCACUUAAAUCGUCGGGUGAUGAAACGAUCUAAGUCAACAAAAAUUUCAAGCUUUAUGUAAAAUAGUUAACUUAUGGAUUGCUAGCUAUGACUUUAGUAAAAUUCCGAAGGAUGUAAGCAAACCAAAUCAUGGAGCCGAAAGAGAUAGAGUUGAAUAUUUUUCAUUGUUCUGAUCAAAUCGUGGCCGAUGACAGCCACAGUGUUGCACUAGUUAAUUUUUCAAGCUGCGAAAUAUCGGAUCAAACAAAAUAUACCUCUCCGAAAAUACUUGCUCCUGAAAUCGAUAAAUACAGCUACGGUGUCGUCCUGACAAAUGUUAAAGACUUGUUUUCUAUUAAAGUUUCUCAUUGGUGGCUGGUACAAUAACCACUAUAGAGGACUAAGGAGAGGUCCUGUUGUUGGCCGUAUUCGAGACAGCUUAAUUUGGAACUCGAACCCAAUCAAGACGUCACCCAUAAAUUGACGCUGUGGAAGUGUCUAAAAAAUUGGUGGACGGACGGCCAGCGCUUGAGGAUCUAUCCCGACGUGCCCGUUGUUCAUCUUUUGAUAAUAGUGAAGUUGCAGCCCUGAUUUUGACGAUCCCCCGAACCUCAUUAGAGUCACAGCACUGUAAGUAUGCCGCAAACAUAUCACAGAGGCAAGAUAUAUAGGCAAAGCGGUGAGGUAGUACCAAGACGAAUGGGAUCGUGCCAUACAUUUAACAGCAAUUACUGAUAUCAUUUUGAUGCGGCUCUGGUAUUAAUUUCGCGUUUAUGACUGUUGAACGACAUAGGCAACUUCAGCUGUACUUGACGCAGUAGUAGUUUCUCAUAGUUGUCUAUACAUUUCUACAUACGUGUUUGUAGUUAAUAGUUACUAAACGACUUACAGAGCUCUAUUUGGGUUACGGGAAUUAGCUAUAAAUUUACAUCGACGGGCUUAUCGACGAUUUUAUAUAUAUAUAUAUAAUCUAAAACAAAAAAACAUUUAACGCAUUGUUAUAUAUAUAUAUAUAUAUAACAAUGCGUUAAAUGGUUUUUUGUUUGUUAUUUUCUAAAUUUUGGGAACAUGCCUGAGCUAUGGGAACGUAAACUGAUUUCUCCAUCUUUGUUUACGCGGAUAAUUUUAAAACGCACCUUCCUUAUGAACAUCCCCAGCUUUCCCCCAGGAUUGUAAAAUAUUAUGCGUUCAUUUUUGAACAAACAAUCGCUAGUAUUAUCAUUGUUAUUAUAUAUUGACACUUCAUUGAAAAAGUUUGGUACAGCUUUACAGUAUUCUUUGAGCAUAUGCGGUAGCUUCCAAGAAAAGAAAUCAAGUUACUAUUAAAAAAUUUGGUAAAAUAUUAUUGCGGGUUAGCCUUAAGGACAACGUUAUUUCUAAGUAUUUUUGUCGUACACUCGAAUGCGUUGUUAUUACCAGGUUGAAUAGAUGAGAUAAGUAUCUAUCUAUAAUGUGGGUUUUCUGUGCGAUAGGCUUCUUGGCUGGGAAAUGAAAUAUUAGUCAUUUGUAGAACGAAUUAGAGAGUCUACUUUGGUACGCCGGCCCAAGAAUAGUCAAAGUUAUUGUGGGACUUCUACCAGACGCGUCUGAACUAUUAUAGGCACCCUAGAACUAGAAGAAGAGAAUAUGAUCUAAGGAAAUUUUGUCAUGCUACACUGUUGGGUUCAAGAAGUCUAUCGACGUUGUGCUAUCAUAGGCGCUAGAUAUCGAGAUGAAGAAGCGUUUCUAGCAGUUGUCAGCAUCGCGAUCACGUUGGCAGCACUCUUU